GCUCCGUCAGGUCGACCCUCCUCCUCCCUCCUUCCUUCCCUCCGCAGCUGGGACGCCUAGGUCUGGCUCGUCCCCAGCCGUCCGGCCGCCCUGACUCUUGCCCUAUUUCCCUCCUUCCCUCAGAGGAUGUCGGGCCUCCAGAUUAACUUAAGCCCGCUUAAGGAGCCCCUGGGCUUCAUCAAGAUUCUCCAGUGGGUAGCUGCCAUUUUUUCUUUUGCCACUUGUGGAGGUUUUAAGGGCAAGACAAGUUUCAAAGCUUCCUGCCCAGGUCAGACUAAAAAUGAGACAAUUGAAGCUGCCUUUGCCUAUCCAUUCAGGUUGAAUCAAGUUUCACUUCAUGAAACAGCAACACAGGAUCCUCCGUGUGAUGUAACUUGGAGCAGUUAUUUUCUUAUAGGAGAUUUCUCUUCUUCUGCCCAGUUCUAUGUUACAUUUGCAGUCUUGGUCUUCCUAUACUGCAUUGCUGCACUUGUACUUUAUAUAGGUUAUAUGAACCUAUAUCGAGAGAGUCGAAAAAUUCCCUUUACUGACUUCGUUAUUACUCUUAUUGCUGCUUUCUUAUGGUUGGUGAGCACUUCAGCCUGGGCUAAAGCUGUGACCGACAUUAAGAUGACCACAGGUGAAAAUCUUAUUGGUCAGAUUGACUCAUGCAAUAAUAAAGGUGUACAGUGCUCCUCUGGCUCUGUGACCAAUAUGGGAUCUCUGAAUGUAUCUGUGAUCUUUGGUUUUCUGAACAUGAUACUUUGGGGAGGAAAUGCUUGGUUUGUAUAUAAGGAGACCAGCUUGCACGGUCAGUCAAACGUUUCUACCCAUGGCGCAGGAACAGUUGCACCUCCUACAGGAAUGUAAUUAAAGGAAAGAACUACACUGUGUGAAAUUAGAAUAUAUUCUACAACAUAUUGCCAGCAUCUUUAGAGACAAUGCAAUUUGUUUCCAAUAAAAGUAAUGGUGUUUGCAAUAAAUUGAUGGAUUGAAAAUUCUGCUAGUUUUUACAUGAAAUAUGUGUCUUAGAUACAAAUUUUGGAUGUAAAUGUUUCAAUUUGUAGACUCGAAGAUCUAGGGAUUUAUUAUGAGGUUGUAUACGUAAAAAUAAAUGUGCAGUUUCUUCACUAAAUUUUUUGCAUAGCAAAAGUGUUUACCCCUUAGGCCUUAACACAUGUAUCUUUAUUCAGGAAGUGGAUGUAUGAGUCUAUUUUAAAAAAAGAAGAAACUGCAUUUGAGUUACACACUACUGUAAGUUUGUACAGUUCAUAUGCUUUAAGACCUGUCUUUGUUUAAAAAAGGCUUAUUGCAUUAUAAAUAUAGCAUAGCAAAAAAAAAAAGUGUUUAGUUCAGAACUUAAAUCUAAAUACGGUUCAUAUUAAACAAAAAUUCCUGAAUGCAGAGAUAGGUUUUAAAAUAAAUAACUUUAAAUACUUAAUAGUUGUACAAAAAUUGUUUUGAGAAUGGAGAUCGGAAAUUUCAAGUGUGUAUAAAUGUUCUUUGAUAUGGUUAAUACAGUAAUUCUACAAUUCGAGGUGUUUACAUUAUACUGGUUGGUUUCUUAGACUAAGUGUCCUCUCAAUAUGAUUCACCUAGACACUUUGAAAAUUGCAGGUAUAGUCUUAUUAAUAUUUGUCCUCUGUUAUUCAUGCUACUUGGUUUCAGGAUGGGAUAAUCCUACAAGUGUAGAAAAAAAUUUAAGUUUUUUCCUUUUUUUUUUUUUAACCCAUUCAGAGGAGAGAAGAAAUUAAGUUUGUUUUUUACUUUUGAGAUGCAUUUAAAUGUUUAGAGUCAAUGAAGUUACUAUUGGAAGCUUAGCACUGAUAUUAUGAAAAUAAGAAAUGAGAUCCAAAUUUCAUUUUUUUUAAUGUUCUCAUUCUUACUACAUAAAUGGAUGAUUUAAAAAAUUAUGUAUGUGUGGUAAACAAAGGAACACAAGUGAGCUAGCUAUAUAAUGGGUGCCUGUUUCUUUGUACACAUAUUUGGUUGUAUUUUGGAUAUGCACAAGUCAUUCGCAUUAUUUGCUAAUCUUUAUAGUUGCAUUGUACAGAAAUUCAGAUUUUUUUCUUCCACAUUGAUUAUUACUUUGUGAAGCACAACUCACUGUUGCCACAUUUUUGUUGCCUUUAUUCAUGACAAGAAUUGUCCGUGUAAGAAAUGUAUGUCUUUUAUGCAGCCAACUUAAUAAAAAAAAGUUGAAAAAUGA
Molecule: messenger RNA, 2188 nt
Organism: Vombatus ursinus (common wombat)
Lineage: Eukaryota; Metazoa; Chordata; Mammalia; Diprotodontia; Vombatidae
Gene: SYPL1
Product: synaptophysin like 1
Exons: 5
Coding region: 127-849 (240 amino acids)
Cellular component (GO): synaptic vesicle; synaptic vesicle membrane
Source: RefSeq, a predicted model, not a curated record